Telopea speciosissima is the source of this 2042-nucleotide messenger RNA. RefSeq names its product chaperonin CPN60-2, mitochondrial. Gene Ontology annotation, biological process: protein refolding. Lineage: Eukaryota; Viridiplantae; Streptophyta; Magnoliopsida; Proteales; Proteaceae. The record is from RefSeq and is a predicted model, not a curated record. Gene Ontology annotation, cellular component: mitochondrion; cytosol. Gene Ontology annotation, molecular function: ATP binding; ATP-dependent protein folding chaperone. The transcript has 18 exons. Bases 53 to 1780 code for a protein of 575 amino acids.
CGAAAAUUGUUAGCAUUUGCUGCUCCUUUGUUCUUCUGCAGCAUUAACAACAAUGUAUCGUGUGGCGGCUAACCUCGCUUCAAAAGCCAGGAUCGCUAGGAACAGUAGCCAACAGAUUGGUAGCAGGUUGAAUUGGAACAGAAACUAUGCGGCUAAGGAUAUUAAAUUUGGAGUCGAAGCUCGUGCUUUGAUGCUUAAAGGUGUUGAAGACCUUGCUGAUGCUGUUAGAGUAACCAUGGGCCCCAAGGGACGCAAUGUUGUAAUUGAACAAAGCUUUGGUGCCCCCAAAGUGACAAAAGAUGGUGUUACCGUAGCAAAGAGCAUUGAGUUCAAGGAUAGAGUUAAAAAUAUGGGUGCAAGCCUUGUGAAGCAGGUUGCCAAUGCAACAAAUGAUGUGGCAGGCGAUGGAACUACCUGUGCUACAGUCCUCACCCGUGCUAUAUUUGCUGAGGGCUGCAAAUCAGUUGCAGCUGGGAUGAAUGCAAUGGACCUGCGCCGUGGAAUAACAAUGGCAGUUGAUGCUGUUGUUACAAACCUGAAGAGCAGAGCAAGAAUGAUUAGCACAUCUGAAGAAAUUGCACAGGUUGGAACAAUUUCUGCAAAUGGAGAAAGAGAGAUUGGUGAGCUCAUAGCGAAAGCUAUGGAGAAAGUUGGCAAAGAGGGAGUCAUCACCAUAUCUGAUGGCAAGACACUAUAUAAUGAAUUGGAAGUUGUUGAGGGAAUGAAAUUGGACAGGGGUUAUAUAUCUCCAUAUUUCAUCACCAACCCGAAGACCCAAAAAUGCGAAUUAGAAGAUCCUCUUAUCUUAGUCCACGAGAAGAAAAUUUCAAGCAUAAAUGCUGUCGUUAAAGUAUUAGAGUUGGCUCUAAAGAGGCAAAGGCCUUUGUUGAUUGUUGCUGAAGACAUUGAAAGUGAUGCAUUGGCCACUCUCAUUUUAAAUAAGCUCCGUGCUGGAAUUAAGGUCUGUGCCAUUAAAGCUCCUGGUUUUGGAGAAAACAGGAAGGCCAACAUGCAAGAUCUUGCCACUCUCACUGGGGGUGAAAUCAUAACGGAAGAGCUUGGCAUGAACCUUGAAAAGGUAGACUUGGAUAUGCUUGGCACAUGCAAAAAGGUGACAAUAUCAAAGGAUGACACUGUAAUUCUGGAUGGGGCCGGUGACAAGAAAGCCAUUGAGGAAAGAUGUGACCAGCUGAGGUCUGGAAUUGAAUUGAGCACUUCUGACUAUGAUAAGGAGAAGUUGCAAGAAAGAUUGGCAAAGCUUUCUGGUGGUGUUGCAGUUUUGAAGGUAGGAGGUGCUAGCGAAGCUGAAGUUGGUGAGAAAAAGGAUAGAUUUACUGACGCACUAAAUGCCACCAAGGCUGCAGUGGAGGAGGGAAUUGUACCAGGUGGUGGUGUUGCACUUCUUUAUGCAUCUAAGGAACUAGAGACGUUGCAAACUGCUAACUUUGACCAGAAGAUUGGUGUUCAGAUUAUUCAGAAUGCCCUCAAGACACCUGUUCACACAAUUGCUGCCAAUGCUGGGGUUGAAGGGGCUGUGGUUGUCGGCAAGCUAUUGGAGCAGGAUAACCCUGAUCUUGGAUAUGAUGCGGCUAAAGGUGAAUAUGUGGACAUGGUAAAAGCUGGAAUCAUUGAUCCCUUGAAAGUUAUAAGAACAGCAUUGGUCGAUGCUGCCAGUGUCUCUUCAUUGAUGACUACCACUGAGGCUGUAGUGGUUGAACUUCCAAAGGAUGAGAAGGAGGUUCCUGCUAUGGGUGGUGGCAUGGGUGGCAUGGAUUAUUAACAUCCUUUGACACACGUUGUUUGGUGAUGAUACAUUCUUGUUCAAUGCCAUAAAAUUUGGGGAAAAAACAUUAAUGGUGGGUUCACUCUUCUCGGCAUUGGGCUGUUUCUCUCUGCACUUAACCCCAACUUGUGUUUGCUAGAUUUUUCUUUUUAGAGGCACAAACCUCAUGUAAUCAUAGCGAGAGGGAGGUCAAAUUGUAGGAAGUUUUGGAAUGAGGAUCUUUUUUUAUAUUGUAACAACACCUCUCGAUUUAUUCACA